AAGUGUUUUCAAAGAGAAAAAAAUAUCAACCAUGUUCUUUUGAUUGUUCUCUGUAUUUCUUCAUUUUUAUCUGGUAUUGUAGUGUUUUUAUUAGAUAUGGCAUCAAUGCAGGGCUGGCUGGGAAUGUAUGUUAAGGUGGACUGUAGAAAUCUUGGAAUAUUUGAAGGAAAAGUUGCAAAUAUCGAUGGCACCAAUCAGAUCAUUGUUCUUGAAGAAGCUUGUAUGAAUGGUAAAAGUGUACACUCCAAUGAAGUACAAAUCUGUGCAAGUGAUAUUAAAAAUCUUGAAAUAUUAUCAGCCCCUCCUGAACAAGCAAAAGUCCGAAAGACAUCAGGGGGGAGUGCCAGUAAGCAGUCAGGGAUAAAGUCAACACCAAGCAAGGCGGAACCAAGCCCUGCAAAGCAUGGGAAGUCUAAAAAGUCUAGCACUUUUCCAGGUGACAAAAGUAUAACCCCAAGAAAAAAUCAAAAUGCUAAAAGCAAGUCUUUAAAAGAAAAGGACAAGGAAUGCUUUGGUCAAAGUUUGCUGGACAUGAUGACACCAGAUUUUGACUUUGAGAAAAAUCUUGCAAAUUUUGACAAGAAAGCUGUAUUUGAAGAGAUUGAGAGCUCGGGUUCUGACUGUGGAGUGAGAAAAGGCUUCAAAGAAUUCAACCUGAAACCCACUGAGAGUGUCCUUGAACAUGAACCUGUUAUACAAAGACAAAUUUGUGUGCCAUCAGAGCACAGAGGCAAGGAGUUUCUAUCAGACAAUGGUAUAGUGGUACCAGCAGUUUCAAUAGAACUUAAAAAUACACUCUUUGAAAUGUCAGAACAAAUGGGUCUUUCACAAGAACAAAGAAUAGAAUGUGCUGGAAUGUGUGCUUUUCAGAUGGCCAUGCAAGUGUUAGGUGGUUCUCGUAGAUUUAAUAAUCUGAAUGAUAUGCCAAGUGUUGUGGUAAUGGCUGGACCACACAUACAGGGACUACAGGGUAUAUGUACUGCACGGCACUUGGCCAACAAGAAGAUCAAUGUUACCCUAUUCAUUCCACGUAAAACACAGGAGCUCAUUCCUCAGCUUGCCUUGUACAUGCAUACUGGAGGAAGACUGGCAUCUUCUGUUAAAGAUUUUCCACAAUUCCCAGUAGACCUUGUGAUAGAUGCAUUAUUAGACCAUGAAAAGAGUAGCCCAAUACUGGAACAGACGCUGAAUGCAGUGGAAUGGGCCAAUGACAACAAAGCACCAGUCCUAGCAAUUGAUCCUUGUGAAUUCAAUGCUGUCCUAGGUCUAGAAGUAAAGUGGUCUUUAGCUUUAGCCCUUCCUCUGGUUGGAACACCUAAAACAGGGAGGCUCUUCUUAGGGGAUGUUGGGAUACCAAAGGGGGUAUUUGCAAGCGCUGGCAUCAAAUAUAUAUCCCCCUUCACUGACAAGAUUGUGAUUCCACUCAAUGACCGAUAACCAAUGAUGCAAGAUGAUACAGCAACGUGGUGUGCAGUGAUUGUACCCAAUCCGUAUGUCAGCCAAUAAGACCACCUAGCAAAGUAUUUCCCAUCAUCCCUCAGUAAUUGUGCACUGAGAAAUACAAGCUGUGUACAGCGGAAUCCGCAAUGUCCGCAUCUCUUUAUCCUUGCCUUAAUUACGUCACUUCUGGUGAAAGUGAUUUAUUCGAGAGACAAAGUUAGAACUCAAUACUUAAUUCUUGGUGAAAAUAAGUCUUUGUCUAUGAAAGUUUUGUUUUGCAUUGUAUAUACAUCAUUUCAUACAAUGUUAGACCACGAUGUACAACUUUAUAGAUGGUCUCUUUAGAUUCAUUAGUGGUUGACAGUGGUGAUCGUGUAGCCAGUUCUUAUGAUAUUGUUGUGAAGGGUCCUGUGUAAUGGUGCUUUCUAAAUAAACAUGAAUGGUGUCUAUGAAGUAAA
Messenger RNA from Exaiptasia diaphana, 1898 nucleotides. Its product is annotated as enhancer of mRNA-decapping protein 3. Gene Ontology annotation, cellular component: P-body. The coding region runs from base 97 to 1437 and encodes 446 amino acids. The record is from RefSeq and is a predicted model, not a curated record. The transcript is spliced from 15 exons. Gene Ontology annotation, molecular function: mRNA binding. Gene Ontology annotation, biological process: deadenylation-independent decapping of nuclear-transcribed mRNA; P-body assembly. Lineage: Eukaryota; Metazoa; Cnidaria; Anthozoa; Actiniaria; Aiptasiidae.